UUCUCAGAUUUAAGGGGGGAGGUUUGGAGCAGCCCGGACUCUCGUUGUUUAACAGCAUUGCUCCGCCAGGAUCGGUCCUACUUUCUAGGAUUCAUUUAUGUACCACUUUUGUUAGAAUAUAACACUGAACGACAUUUCGUUUUCGGAUAUUUUGUUAGAGUGAGUUGAACAACUUUAGGAUACAGUUUUCGGAGGUGAGGGGACUUGAGUUCAUCGCGAGUUGAGACGUUUUGGGAUAAAGGGACUACCAAAACUACCGCAUAGGCUGCACUCGCCUAGUUUGUUCGGAUCUGUUUAGGUUAGCUAGGUAAGAUAAAAGAAGCCUGUCGCAGAGGAAGUCAGAACCCAACGCUCUGAUUUAAAAAAAGCAAACUUAACGCUAUAAUACAUGGAGUUUUUUCCGCUCCGUUGAUUAUUUGGGGUUUUAAGGAGUGGGGGACGCACAUUCUUUUCUUCUGUCGCACAGGUUUGGCAAAAAUAUGCGCAAACUUGUUAGCCAAACGCUGAUAGUUUGGAGUAAGUGAGCUUCGUUAACGGGCCACACAUUUAAGUCUGGAUAUACAGUUUUUCGGGAAGUUUUUUUUUUUGCAUCCAAUCUCAUCUCAGGAGUCUUCCUUAUCUGACCAACACUGGCUGUUUCACAGCCCCCCGCCAGUAAGUUUAGCACUGUGAAUGACCCGCUGCUGAUGCCCCAAAGGUCUGAAUGGAGUUCCAGUCGCAGAAAAGCCAACAGUUGUAGCCCCCUCAGCAGGAUGCUGAUGAGGCCAAGUAUACUUCUGUUUCUGGCUUUAUUCGCCCAAGUUUUAAGGACCCAGUGCCGGCCUGCCAAUACUGAUGAAGUCUCUGUGGAAACGCAGGGAGAGCUGUUCACGCUCUAUCUUGGGGAACGUCUGGAUCUGAGUUGCUCUGCCAGGGACUCCUUCCAUGCUGUCAACUGGACCAAAGACCACGUGGCAGUAGUGGAUGGAGAACACACACGCAUCCGCAACGGCCAGCUGGAGAUCGAGACUGUGGAGCUGACAGACUCUGGUCUGUACGCAUGCACCACCUUCGGCAACCACACUGUCUACUUCAAUGUCACAGUUGAUACCCUGGCCUCAUCUGAGGAUGAUGAUGAAGAUGAAGAGUCUUCGUCAGAGGAAGCCAAACUGUUGGGCAGUCAAAAACUGCUGCCAAUGGCCCCACGAUGGGCUAAUCCAGAAAAAAUGGAGAAAAAGCUUCAUGCUGUCCCAGCCAGUAAGACUGUCAAGUUUCGAUGCCAGGCCAGCGGAAACCCAACUCCCACUCUGAAAUGGUACAAGAAUGGCAAGGAGUUCAAGAGAGACCAUCGCAUUGGAGGCUUCAAGGUCCGUGACCAUGUGUGGACCAUCAUCAUGGAAUCUGUAGUACCUUCUGACAAGGGAAACUAUACCUGUGUGGUGGAAAACCAGUACGGCAGCAUCAAUCACACAUACCAGCUAGAUGUGGUCGAGCGCUCCCCCCACAGGCCAAUCCUGCAGGCUGGCCUGCCAGCUAAUCGCACCGCUGUGGUGGGCAGCGACGUGGAGUUUGAGUGCAAGGUGUUCAGCGACCCUCAGCCUCAUAUUCAGUGGCUGAAGCACAUUGAGCUCAACGGGAGCCGAGUUGGUCCUGAUGGUUUGCCGUAUGUCCGUAUCCUCAAGCAUUCUGGGGUCAAUAGCUCGGACGCUCAGGUGCUGACCCUCUACAAUGUGACUGAGGAGCACAGCGGAGAGUAUAUAUGUAAAGUGUCCAAUUAUAUAGGAGAGGCCAAUCAGUCGGCCUGGCUGACUGUCACCAGAUAUGAGCCCACAGCUGUCCCGCACUAUCCUCCAGCCAACCACACUUACCUGGAGGUUGUCAUCUACUGUGUGGGCUUCUUUUUCAUCGCUGUCAUGAUUGCCAUCGCAAUUAUUGUCAAGAUUCGCACCUCCUCAAAGAAGAGUGACUUCAACAGUCAGCUGGCCGUCCACAAGUUGGCCAAAAGCAUCCCCCUGCGCAGACAGGUAACAGUGUCUGUGGACUCUAGCUCCUCCAUCCACUCUGGAGUGAUGCUGGUUCGUCCCUCCCGCCUGUCUUCCAGCGGAUCUCCAAUGCUCUCAGGGGUGUCUGAGUAUGAACUGCCCCAGGAUCCCCGCUGGGAGCUUCCCCGGGACAGACUUGUUCUCGGAAAGCCACUGGGUGAAGGCUGCUUCGGUCAGGUGGUGAUGGGAGAGGCGCUGGGUCUCGACAAAGAGAAGCCAAACCGUGUGACCAAGGUCGCAGUCAAAAUGCUGAAAUCUGACGCCACAGAGAAAGACCUGUCAGACCUGAUUUCAGAGAUGGAGAUGAUGAAGAUCAUUGGGAAGCACAAGAACAUCAUUAAUCUGCUGGGAGCCUGUACACAGGAUGGUCCUCUGUACGUGAUAGUAGAGUAUGCAUCCAAGGGCAACUUGCGGGAGUACUUGCGAGCUCGCCGCCCACCGGGCAUGGAGUACUGCUACAACCCAGACCAGGUUCCUGUGGAGAACAUGUCAAUCAAAGACCUGGUGUCCUGUGCUUACCAAGUGGCCCGAGGCAUGGAGUAUUUGGCCUCUAAAAAGUGCAUCCACAGAGAUCUUGCCGCUCGCAAUGUCUUGGUAACAGAGGACAACGUGAUGAAAAUAGCUGACUUUGGCCUGGCAAGAGAUAUCCACCACAUUGAUUACUAUAAGAAGACCACCAAUGGUCGUUUACCAGUCAAGUGGAUGGCUCCCGAGGCUCUGUUUGACCGGAUAUACACGCACCAAAGUGAUGUCUGGUCAUUUGGGGUGCUGCUUUGGGAGAUCUUCACCCUGGGAGGCUCUCCGUAUCCCGGCGUCCCAGUGGAAGAGCUGUUCAAGCUGCUAAAGGAAGGUCACCGUAUGGACAAGCCCACAACAUGCACUCACGACCUGUAUAUGAUGAUGAGGGACUGCUGGCAUGCUGUGCCCUCUCAGAGACCCACAUUCAAACAGCUGGUAGAGGACCUAGAUCGCUGCCUUGCAAUGACAUCCAACCAGGAGUAUUUGGAGCUGUCAGUUCCUCUGGACCAAUAUUCCCCCAGCUACCCGGACACCCGCAGCUCCACCUGCUCCUCAGGCGAGGACUCUGUCUUCUCCCACGAUGCUGGAGCUGAGGAGCCCUGCCUGCCAAAGUUCCCUCCCCACUCCAACGGAGCAGCCAUUAAGAAACGCUGAUACCUCAUCUCCAUUCAGACAAGCAUUGACAGUUCCUCCGCUUCCUGCCUCAUGGGGUUGGACUCUUCCCCACAUUCCCAGAGAUGAAGCUAAAAAAACAAACACUGGUGCUCUGUGAGAAAGGAGCUUGGAGACACCUCGUAGAACUUGUUGGAUCACAUGGACUGAAGAGUGCAGCCGCUUCCCGGUUCUUGGUGGUGACGAUGUUUAUGGGGCACUUUGUAUUAACGGGAGUGGCAAUUUGUCACAGUGUCAGAAAAAAGAGAAGACUCCCACUCUUCUCUCCACUUUGGGCAUUCCACAGGUCAGGAGAAUCGAAAGUAUGGAUUAUGAUUAUGUCAGGUUUUUCUUUGUUUUGUUUUUUUUCCCUCCAUGGUUGUUUCAUCAGUAGUGAAGGACAAUAUUCUGCUUUUCAGACCAAAUCCAGAGAAUAUACUACCAAGGGACAUGCAACUCCGUGAUCCACUGCAUCAUUCACUCUCUUUUUGUAAAUACAGUUAGAAAAUUAUAAAUAUGAAUAUAUAUUUACAUUGUACUCUUAUUUUUAUUACCAUAAUUGAUUUAUUUUCUUUUGUACAAGGAUGCUUUUGUUUGAUUUUUUUUUUUUUUUUUAAUAUAGUCUGUAGGGGCAGUUGUUACAUGAGAAUAUCUUUAAAUUGCUGAGGAUUACAUGGCCAGUUUAAAAAAAAAAAAAAAAAAAAAAAAAAAAAAAAAAUAUUGCUGUAUCACAGCUUUGAUUCCCCUAAAUUUACUGCAUAAUCAUCGAUGGAAAAAUAUAUAUUGGGUUUUCUAUUUUUUAACUGUAAGUGAUUUUCAUGACAACCUGCAAUACAGUGUAACUCAGUGUUUGGGGUUUCUCUCCAUCAGAAGAAAUGGAUUUAUGAAAAUAUUUUGUGUCUGUGUGUGCGACUGUUUUUGUGUGUGUGUGUGUGUGUGUGUGUGUUUGUGUGAAAUCUUAUCUUGUCUCAUUCAAGAUUGUUCAUUUACUUCAAGGAUGGUCACAACUGUAAAUAUUCCUGGUUGUACAUCAUGCAAAUCCAGAGUAAUUUGCUUCAGUCAACAUCAUGCACUUUCACUGUGCAUGCCUUCCGUGUGAUGAACGUAUCUUCUACUGUAAAGGCUUUAACAGGCGUUACAUUUGCUGCCAUAUAACUUCUGAUGAAGGGUCACAGAACACGUAUGUCAUCGUAAAAGGAUUACAUUAAAUAAAAUGCUAUCGAAAUACCA
Siniperca chuatsi (mandarin fish) is the source of this 4421-nucleotide messenger RNA. RefSeq names its product fibroblast growth factor receptor 1a (gene fgfr1a). The record is from RefSeq and is a predicted model, not a curated record. Gene Ontology annotation, cellular component: membrane; signaling receptor complex. Gene Ontology annotation, biological process: fibroblast growth factor receptor signaling pathway; multicellular organism development; positive regulation of cell differentiation. Gene Ontology annotation, molecular function: fibroblast growth factor receptor activity; fibroblast growth factor binding; ATP binding. Bases 687 to 3194 code for a protein of 835 amino acids. NCBI's taxonomy places the organism in Eukaryota, Metazoa, Chordata, Actinopteri, Centrarchiformes, Sinipercidae. The transcript is spliced from 18 exons.